Cynara cardunculus var. scolymus (artichoke) is the source of this 2234-nucleotide messenger RNA. Its product is annotated as beta-amylase 1, chloroplastic. The record is from RefSeq and is a predicted model, not a curated record. Gene Ontology annotation, biological process: polysaccharide catabolic process. Bases 251 to 1936 code for a protein of 561 amino acids. The transcript has 4 exons. Gene Ontology annotation, molecular function: beta-amylase activity. Lineage: Eukaryota; Viridiplantae; Streptophyta; Magnoliopsida; Asterales; Asteraceae.
GUGCAUAUUUCGGUUAGUCUUUCUUGAAUCUCGAACUCUCCUGUUCCUAUUCCUAUUCCUAUUCCUAUAUAUACCCCCAACGCCUUCACAUCCCUUUUCUCAUCGAAUCUCACACAACAAAUCUCUUUCGUAGCAGAUUUAAGGAGAAAUUCUUGCCAAAUUAAGAUUUACUUGUACAUUUAUAUCCAUAAUCCGAGUUUCGUCUUGUGUUAAUCGUCUCUCAUUUCCUCAAUUUUGUGGAACAACUUUAAUGGCGAUGAGUUUAAACCAGAUCGGAGCUUUGUCUGCGACUCCGGUCGCAUCCGAUGGAGGAGAACCAACAACAGCAGCAGUUAGUGCGUCGGCUGUGUGGAGGUCACCACCUGCGAAUAUCCGUGUUUCGGUACAGAAACAAGGGGCGGAGAUGGAUAGGCUAUCGCCGUCUCCGCCCAUGAGUCCCGUAAGAGGCGGAAUGAGGGCGGAUCUGUCCGUGGCGUGUCAGGCGUUGAUGGAAGCUCCGAGAGAACAUACAAGUGGCGGUGUUGGGAACAAGGAAGGGAAGGGGGUUCCGGUUUAUGUGAUGAUGCCGUUGGAUAGUGUGACGAUGGGGAACGGAGUGAAUAGGAGGAAGGCGAUGAACGCGAGUUUACAGGCGUUGAAGAGCGCCGGAGUGGAGGGGAUAAUGAUGGAUGUGUGGUGGGGAUUGGUGGAAAGGGAUGUUCCGGGAGAGUAUAAUUGGGGUGGUUAUGCGGAGCUGUUGGAGAUGGCCAAGAAGCAUGGGCUAAAGGUACAGGCGGUGAUGUCCUUCCAUCAAUGUGGCGGCAACGUUGGUGACUCUUGCACUAUACCCCUUCCAAAGUGGGUAUUAGAAGAAAUCAAUGAUGACCCUGACCUGGCAUACACAGAUCAAUGGGGAAGGAGGAAUAAUGAAUAUCUUUCCCUUGGUUGCGACACCAUCCCAUGCCUCAAGGGCAGGACGCCCAUUCAGUGCUACUCUGACUACAUGCGUUCUUUCAGGGACAAAUUCAGUCAUCUUCUUGGUGACACCAUUGUGGAAAUUCAAGUUGGAAUGGGUCCAGCUGGAGAGCUUCGAUACCCAUCUUACCCAGAGAAAGACGGAAUAUGGAAAUUCCCAGGAAUUGGAGCCUUCCAGUGUUACGACAAGUAUAUGCUGAGUAGCUUGCAAGCUGCAGCUGAAAACUAUGGUAAGCCAGAAUGGGGCAGCACUGGGCCUACGGAUGCAGGGGAAUACAACAAUUGGCCCGAAGACACCAAUUUCUUCAAGAAGGAAUGUGGUGGGUGGAACAGUGAGUAUGGUGACUUCUUCCUCUCCUGGUAUUCUCAAAUGUUAUUAGAUCAUGGAGAAAGGAUACUGUCAUCUGCCACCUCUAUUUUUGAGAACCUGAGCGUCAAGAUCUCAGUCAAGGUUGCAGGUAUCCACUGGCAUUAUGGAACACGAUCCCAUGCACCCGAACUCACUGCAGGGUACUACAACACCCGUUACCGAGAUGGUUACCUUCCAAUUGCCAGAAUGUUGGCCCGCCAUGGUGCAGUUUUCAAUUUCACAUGCAUUGAGAUGCGUGAUCAUGAGCAGCCUCAAGAGGCUCAAUGCGCACCUGAGAAAUUGGUGCAACAAGUGACAUUGGCCACCCAAGAAGCACAGGUAGCAUUGGCUGGAGAAAAUGCUUUGCCAAGAUACGAUGAUUAUGCACAUGAGCAGAUCUUGAAGGCGGCUUCGUUAUCUGAGAAUGACGAGAUGUGCGCAUUUACGUAUCUAAGGAUGAACCCUGAGUUGUUUCAGGCUGAUAACUGGAGGAAGUUUGUGGCUUUUGUGAAAAAGAUGAAAGAAGGGAAAGAUGCGCACAAAUGUUGGGAGCAAGUGGAGAGGGAGGCUGAGCAUUUCGUGCAUGUGACUGAGCCAUUGGUGCAGGAAGCUGUUGUUGCACUUAUGCACUAAAACAAAUAUGGUAUGGGGGUAAUAGUAGUAGAGCAGUUGUAUAAUUAACAGGUGACGUCUGUAAUAAAUGGUGGGUUUUUAUAGAAGCCAUAUUAUAUAUACAUAUAUAUACACACACACACACGCUUUUGUUGUAUAAUUUCUGUGAAAGUACACAGCAAAUAUCCAAACGUUGCAUAUAAUUUAAUUUUUAACCAUUAGAAAGAACCGAAUUGAGGUUUAGUUUGUGACAUGGAAGGUUAGAGUUGUAUGUGGAAUCGAUUGCCCAAUAUUGUUGAAUGAACUACCUCUUAUAUCG